GUGCAAUCACAUCGCACCCUCUUUGCCACAAUUUAUUUCAGAUUCACGUGCAGAGAGCUUGUCCAUUCAGUUCGGUCAGCAGUAAACAUCAAACGCCUCUCUCCGUUGGAGUUUACAAGAGUUUUGCAUUUCCGAGAGAUGUGAAGUACCCUUUGCUAUAGAUUGGAGUACUAUGUGCGUCGCUGCUGUUGCACCGCGCAAGAAGUUUUAUGCCCAGCAAGCACUUGCACACGAGUUGUGACACUGAGACGUGAAAUUUACAAAUUCUUCGGCUGAACCGGGAUUUGGGAUCAGGGUGCAUUCUCUUACGCUUGGUUACAUUUGGCCACUCAAUCCAAGCAGCAAACGUUUACUUCUCUGUGAGAGUGGAGGAGAGAAUGGAAGGCGCAGGUCCAUCCAUUGUCAGUCAAGCUGCUGAACUUACUAGCCGAAAAAUGGACUACUCAGACGAGGAACCGGAGCUUCCCCGCGAGGUCGACGCCGAACUUGCAACACGGGAAAUAGACUCCUCAAACGAGGAUUCGGAGCUUUCCCGCCAGGUCGAGGUCGAGGAGGAGGUCGAGGACCUUAUAGAGUGUUUGGAAGGAAAAGGCUUUCAACCAACGGGGCUUUCACGGCAUUUCACAACCCUUUCUGAAAGGGUUCGUAAGGAAUUCUUUCCGGAGCGUGCAUCGCUCUCGACGAUAACAGUGCGGCAAAGCCAAGUGCGCCUUCGACUGCUGGAGGCAAUCGGCAACUGCAAGACCCUUGAGUAUUUGGAGGUAGAAGAAAUUUGUGACCAUGAUAUAUCGAAGUUGACGGAUAGCGAAUGGGAUGUAGUUUGGAGAGGGUUCAAGUCUAGCACUGUUCUCCGAGAGAUAAGCAUUAAAGAUAUGCAUUGGAAUUCAGAUACGGAAGUGGAGAGAUUGUGUUUACAGCUUGGGGGAAUUCUGAGUAGCUCUAGCGUUACACGUUUGGAUAUACGGUCCUGCCCAUUAACUGCCAGAUGUUUCCUGAAUCUUGCCUCAGGACUGCGAGAAAAUUCUGAUUCUAAUCUUAAGUAUUUAGAACUAUAUACGGCGUGGGAGGACUUGAGUGCAGUGAAGCAUGUGGCUGACAUGAUCAACAGUGCUAUGGUAACACACUUUUUGUUUUUUUUGCAGAAUUUAAACAAUUUUAGAAAACUAGUACCAAAGUAGUGUUUGUAGUUAGAAAAGUGUACGUUAAAUAGAGUGGAUUGAUGAGAUCGUCACGAGGUCACAAAGAAUCGCGUAGUCGGAUGUACCAACGCCAAUGUCUUUGUAAUAACCCACUAAAGGCUAAAACUGCAAUAUAGUGGUAGA
Marchantia polymorpha subsp. ruderalis is the source of this 1322-nucleotide messenger RNA. The record is from the annotation of a GenBank genome assembly. Lineage: Eukaryota; Viridiplantae; Streptophyta; Marchantiopsida; Marchantiales; Marchantiaceae.